This is a messenger RNA of Erpetoichthys calabaricus (reedfish), 2803 nucleotides long. RefSeq lists its product as uncharacterized. The transcript has 8 exons. The record is from RefSeq and is a predicted model, not a curated record. Bases 26 to 2596 code for a protein of 856 amino acids. Lineage: Eukaryota; Metazoa; Chordata; Cladistia; Polypteriformes; Polypteridae.
ACAUAGUCAUCUAAGAAGCAAGAACAUGGAAGACUCCAAAAGUGAUUUUAGUUGCCACUCCUCAAAGACCAUCCCAGCUGAGGAUAAAGACCCACCAGAUUCAACACACUUUCAAUGUAUCCAGAAUGAAGAAGCCAAAGAUGAUCAUAUUGGUUUUGAAGAUGUUAUAAGGAAAGAUGGCAAAAUUCCACUUGCUGCUGGAGAACAAAUUCAUCACAUCCAAGAUGGUCUCAAAUGCCCAAUAAUGAUGGAGAGUGACAGAGACAGUACAGCUGCUCUCUUACCAUCUGGUUGCUCUCAAAGUCACCCUUAUGCUAGUAGAGUCUCCAUCAAAGAAAGCAAGCAUUUUGAAGAGCAGGAUCUUCACAUGGAGCAUGGAUCACUUGACUCUUUGACUUUGAAACCUACUCAAAAAAUCUCUGGUGAUAAGUGUUCUACUUCUCUUGAGAUUCUUAAGUCAAGUAUAGUUGUAGACAGUGCCACCACUAAAAUUUGGCAUCUGGGUAAUGGAGCUAGACAGUGUCUUCUAAAAGAAGGGCAACAAGCACAAUUUAAUUUAUUGCCUGCAGUUAAUAUAGUCAAGAACAUUGAGGAGAAAAAGGAAGACUGUCACCAGCCUCAUGAAUCAGUCUUAGACAUUUUGGCUUGUGAAUUGCCAGUUGAAAAUCUAAGAAAUCAGUACACAUCAAGGCAGGAAGGAGAAGGUCAUGCCAAUGAAUGUGGCAUCGUAUCAAGUUCUGAUCUUAUGGAACACAAGCACCGAAAUCCUUUCAAGUCAAUAAUGUAUGUUGAAGCAGAGAAAGAAGUUCAGUCAGAUAACUGUUUUAAUGUUCAUUGUAUCUGUGAUCCACCUACUGAAGGUGGGGAUUUUUCAGGCCACCAUGUUUAUACCUCACAGUCGGAGACCAGAGGCCAAGGAAAAUGUAACACCUCAUUUGAAUUAUGGCAAAAGAGUGAUGAAAAAUCUGUAUCUCAGCAUCUGAAUGAUGGAGCUCAAGAAGAAGAGCUUUCUAAGAUGAAGUCCAUGGAUGCUCAGUGUCUUAGUCUGGUUGUCGAAACUGGAGGUGCUUGUUCAUAUGUUGAACUUAAAAAAGUAAUCAUGGGACAGCCAGCAGAAGAGUCUAUAGGAGUGAUCCUGAAGGGAACAAAAGAAUUAGCCAUAGAGGAGUAUGAAAUGACAACCGUGGAGGUGUCAAAACAGAUGACUUUGGAGAAGACAAAAUGGCUGACUGCGGAGGAAUUGAAAGAAACAGUGUUAGAGGAGUCCAAAGACACAACUGUGAAAGGGUCAAAAGAAGAGACUAUAGAGGAAUCAAAAGAAACAGCCGUCGUAGCUUGUGAAGAGACAACCGUGGAGGUGUCAAAAGAGGUGACUUUGGACUGGUCAGAAGAGCCAAAUGUAGAGAAAUCAAAAGAAACGGCCUUUGUGGGUAUUACAGAGACAACCGUGGAGGUGUCAAAAGAGGUGACAUUGGUCUGGUCAAAAGAGGCAACUGCAGGGGAAUCAAAAGAAACAGCCUUUAUGGGUUCCGAAGAGACAACCGUGGAGGUGUCAAAAGAGGUGACUUUGGAAUGGUCAAAACAGGCAACUGCAAAGGAAGCAAAUGAAACAGUCUUUGAUGGUUCAGAAGAGACAACCGUGGAGGUGUCAAAGGAAGUGACCAUGGAGGGUGAGGAAGAGGCAGUAGCUUCAGAGUCAGUGAACCAGAAUGCCGAACCAUUUUCAUUUUCAUAUAGCUAUCUUGAGAAAGCAGAUUGGCCUACCAAACGUGGAGUUUGGGGAACCCGAAGUGUCUGCACAGAGUCUUUUAUCAAACAUUCAGUGGAAGAAGAAUAUGGGCGGCUUACUAGAGAACAAGGGCAUCAUUUCCUGGAUCAGCUAAGAAAAAUAUACCUACGAAAUUCAUCCAGUUUCUACCUGCUUGAUUCUGGACUUCUUGUUUCUCAGGCUGAGAUGGAAAAUUUCAAUGACAAAGUCCUUGUAAAGAUGCAAGAUGAUGUGAAAUUGGUGCUUACUCCAACUUUGUGUGGGGACUAUCGAUAUCAACUCUACAUUGUCAAACACCUCUAUGACAGCUGGUACAGAGGCAUUGAUAAGGUGACAAAGGAGACCAUUUUAAUGAAGAGAGUGUCAGUGAUAUCUGAAUGGAGGAAGCCCUUGAAGAACUUUCUCUUUCUACAACGUAAUCCCAUGACCCUGCUGCCAUAUGGAGUUUUAUAUGACAGAAGUGGAUUUAUUUACUACCAGAUGCAGGAUCAGGAGAUUAGAGGCUUUGAAACACGUUUUGACCACAUAGUUUUGAAACGAGAAGACAUCAUUAGGAAGUUCCUCCAGUUUCUUAAGUUCUGCAAAUUAAAUCACCUCCAGCCACAUGAUUUCAGUACCUGUAUGCUUCACACACCCCAGGACAUUUAUUUUGACCCCACAAGUCUUGGAACUCUGGAGGAUCUUGGCUCUUUUAAGAAGGCUCUGAAAGCUGCAAUCAAACAAGCUCUGCAGGAGGAGUCAGGGGUGGCGAAGCAGGUCUUUGACUGGCUGUGGUACCACUUGGAAGAUGAUAGAAACUGGCUUGAGGGAGUGGGAUCAAGAGAGUGAUGCCCAAAGUAUCUGCAGUGAGAAAAUACAAAGCACUUUUAACCUAAAAAACAGCCUUAUGGGCUUCCAGCUCUUUUUAAAUAUUUAAUGUAGUACUAGGGUGUUGUACCGUGCUAGCUAUUAUGAAUGUAGUGAAAAGUCAAGCAAAAUGACACCUUUUAUUGGCUAACUAAAAAGAUUAAGAUAUGUAAUCAACUAUUUAUCAAC